AUGAAAUGUAGUCAGUCCUAUAGUCAGCUGCCCAUAGAACUGGCUGCAACCCAAUUGUCCAUUCAUGAAACUCCAUAUUUAAUCCUUGGGGCAGCUAACAAAGUGCUGAAACAAAAUUUGAUGGAUUUGAUUCACAGUGUUCCAGAUACCAUUCAUGAAGAACAUAACGGAAGCAUCAUGGUCACUGGAGUUGGAAUUCAUAUCAGACGACAAGUGAUACUCGUCAGUGACACCAGCGGUAAGGUGGCACUCAUUUCAAUCACAGGCGAUUAUCGGAACGACAAUCUUUAUCCAAGCCUGCUUAAGCCAACAGCAAUCAGCAUCGAUUGGCUCGGUGACUGGGUUUAUGUUGCCAGUGGGAAUAAGAUUUACAGAUGUCUAAUGAAUAGAGAUGUCUGUAUUGUUGUGGUGGAUGCCUUGCAGAGCACACCAGGUGAUGUUAAAGUGGAUCCAGUCAAUGGAUUUCUUUAUUUUACUCAAUAUGGAGAUGAUAAAGGACUAUAUCGGGUUGAUCUUGGAGACAUAGGCAAGAACGGUCCUGUCUCUCCCACUCAACUUGUCUUCAUCGAUAACCUGUCAUCCUUUGUCAUUGAUUUUGACAACGUUCGGCUGUACUACCCCAACAGCACAGAAAACACUAUGAUGUCCGUGUUCGUUGAUGGCACAGACACUAAAGACAUCAGAGAAAAAGUGCUUCAGCCAAACUUCUACCACAUCCUGAGCAUAGCAAACUACAAAGGACUAUUCUACUGGACAAACGGAACUAAAGUUUUGAGUGAAGAGUUUGAUCCAGGUUUCAAAAAGUACAGACACAACGAGCUGUUGUUUUUUGACGAUUUCUACCGAGGAUUCAAUCUGUAUCAUCCAUCGGCACAACCCACACCAGUGCCACACAUGUCUCCAAAGAAGGUGCAAGCUGUGUUUACUUCCCAUAGUGUCAAAGUUAAAUGGUGGCCACCACCUUUGCUGCAGUACCAAGGACAUGGAGCAUGGCAAAACUGGACAUAUGAACUACAGCUGUAUGAAACCGAGGAACCAAGGACAACCCAGCAAUAUCUGAAUGGCACUGUACGUAAGAUGAUUAUAGAGAACCUGCUGCCAGACACAAAGUAUUCUCUUCGUGUCCGAGCUCUCUCCGAGGUUGGCUAUGGACCAUGGUCGGAAUAUUUCAUUGGAAGAACACUAAAGGAUGAUAAGUUUCCAGUUCGUGUUCUGAUGGCAACCUCCGGUCAGAUUAUUGAGGCAGAUAUAAGUCAGAACAUGGACAAGACCGUAGUCAACUUUGUGUCCAAGGCUACAGAUAUUUCUUGGCACAAGGAUAAGCUUCUCUGGACCUCCAGUUCCGGAAUUCUGUCUGUGUAUGACCGCAGUACUGGCUGGCGAUACAGUAUUCAACACGUGAAUUACGCAGCAUGUGUUGCCUAUGAUUGGUUGGGAAAGAAAAUAUUUUGGUCAGAACCACAGCAGGGUGUGAUAAAACGGACAGACAUAAAUGGUCUCUCUAGCGAUUUUAUAUCUCAAGCUGCAGCUCGGGACAUUGUGAUUGAUUCCAUAGCCGGAAGAAUCUACUGGGCCACAAUGAACUCCAUUGAGUCAUCAUUUCUCAAUGGAGAAGACCACAUCGAGAUCUUCUCAGUUCCGUACUUCUCAGGAAAGCAUGUGAUCAGUGUGGCCUUGAACUUUGACAUGAAGAAAGUCUUGUGGUAUGUGAAGUCGUUUGAGCACCAGGAUCUGUUCAUGGCUGAUCUGAUUAGCGGAGAAGGAACCAACACGGGUGAUGUCAUAGCGACAGUGAGACCAGCAGGCGACUUCAGGAGUAUCUCCAGGUGGUCUGGCCUACAAUAUUAUUCACAUAGACUAUUCUGGAUGGAUCAGGCUAGUGCCUUGGUUGUUGGAAACAUGGAAUGUAACUACACGUCAGUGAUUAGCCCUCGCAACAUUAGUGUUACAGCUUUUGCUGUGAUGCAUCCAUCCAUGCAUGGCUAUCCAGCUGGUUUAAAUGAAAACAAUUUACGAGUGAUACCAAAUCCAAUGAAACCAUCAUCUGUAAAGGUGUCUGGACCAUGGUCUAGCUUUAACUUGACCUGGAAACGGUCGUCAGAAGUCAACCAUGGACAGGUCUUCUACAAGGUGUACAUUCAGAUAGCCCAGCAUUCAACUCACAUUGUUACAUCCCAGACAUGGCACCCCAUAGAAGGCCUUUCACCUUAUACUUUGAUGUCAGUCUCCAUUCAACCGUACACUUACUGGGGAUAUGCAGACCCUACCAGAGUGUCAGUCCGUUCCCCUAUGUCAGUGCCAACACAACCACGGACUCCAAGAGUUUACGUCACUCAGCGGAAAAAUGCCACCACAUCCAAGCUGCUUCUUGCUGCAGACUUCCGUUGGUCAACACCAAUCAUCAUUAGUGGUAUUCUAAGUCACCACAUUGUGUAUCACUGGAUAGAAGGACAUGCUAGUUCCCCACGACAUGUCCAAACCUCAGGAAUUGCCAGGCAUUUUAUUCUGAAUAACCUGAUUGCAAACAAAACUUACUUCUUUCAGGUACAAGCCUGCACUGAUGUUGGGUGUGGACCAAAGUCUGAUAUUGUCUCUGCAGUAACUGAUGCUGUGAAUCCAGUUCCCAGGUUACUGAUAGCCACAAAGUCAUCAGUACGACUUUCAGAAAUGGACGGCCAUCUGAACUCAACUGUCAUGUUGCCAAGCAUUUCACCAUCAGCAAUGGCUUUCCUAGCUCAGGAUGAGAGAACAUUUUGGAUAGAGGAUACCAGUGCUUUGUACGUUUCUCAGGGUGCCAAACAGAUAUCUCUGCAAGAUUUGAAUGGUACAGGCAAGGACCUUAGCAUGGACUGGAUCAGCAGAACUCUUUAUGUUGUGGAGGAAGAAAGUAAGAUUAGGAGCAGAAUCAUGGGAUACCAUAUUGAUCAGGAUACUUAUGAACAGAUUCUAUUUCGGGACAAAUCUGUUGGCAGUGUGGUUACAGAUCCUUACACAAGUUCACUCUUCUGGACUGAGAAAGAUUCUAAAGGUCAAGGUCACAUAUUUCAUAGCAGCACAAGUGGAAAUAAUGUUAUUGAUCUUAUUGGAGGUCAAAGGUUGGAGGGUAACAGGAAAAAGCGAGCCGAUCCAAGAUGCAACUGUGCUCAUCAAGUGAAUGUUUCACCUGUAAUAGCAAUGGAUUAUUCAGCAAAGGGUGACACCAAUAUUCUCUUCAGUGAUGAAGAUAGUUACAGUAUAAUGGCCUCCGAUGGAAUGGGAUGUCGCUGUAGAGUUCUGUUCAGUGCAACACCAGGUGACAAUCAAGGUCUUCCUCCUAGUCUGAUGGCUGUGGACCACUUGCGUGUGUACUGGUACAACAAGAGUGAACAAAAACUGUACAGCGUGAACAAAAACACUGGAGCAGACCUGCUGACACAGAAUAUCCCAGACGUUCAGGAUAUUGUGGCCUAUGGAGCCCAUCUACAACCCCUUCCAGAUUCCGCCUGCCUAGACCCUGGUCCCUAUAAUUUCUCAGUUGUGAGUGAGAGUAUUAGCAAUGUUUCAGUAACUCUGAAACUGAGGGAGAUGAAGCGACCGUCACAUUGUUCGGGAAUGAGUCUACCUCAAGACAAGUACACAGUCUACUAUAUAAAGCAGCCCAAAACCAGAGUUAUUGGAGAACAUAUUGACUGUAGUGUUGAGGCUAAUAACUGUACAACUUUGCAAACCUACGAGAGGACAAUAACUGUUGAUAAUCUGGAGCCGUAUACUGAUUAUGUCCUGCAAGUGGCAGUUAGCAACUAUUACACGGAAUAUCUGGCUGAAGCUCUCGGUCCUGCUACUGUGUACAGAACACAGGAAGGAGUGCCAUCACCUGCCCGAAAUGUGACUGCGAUUGUGUUGAAACCAGUUGAGAUCCAGGUAGAGUGGUUUGCCCCUGCCAAUCCCAGAGGUCCUCUUGAGAACAUCACCUAUGUGGUAAAGUGGUCGACCCUCACGUCAGCUGGAGUCUACCUUGAGGGACAGACAGACAGAUCUGCCGUCAGACAGAUGAGAAGUGGAAAGUUCUACACGUACCUGAAGAGCUUGCAACCAAAACAUACAUAUAUGAUUAAGAUCCUGUCAUUUGACAGUUCCAGAAAGUUACACAGUGAAAGUGCUGCUGUCCGAGCAAAGACAUUUGACAAUCCAGGGGAGCUAACUUUGAAGCAGUCAUUUCCCAAUGCUCUUCAUCUCAUAUGGAUAUCACCUUCAGACAACAGUGUUACUAGACACUCAUACCAGUUUGCAGAGGUGACUAGUGGUGAGUUGCUGUGGAUGCUUCAUGACGAUAUCCCCCAGUCCACAGAAAACAACACUGAGUAUGAGGUGCAGUUCACAGAAUUGGAGCCCAACACAGACUAUGUCUUUCAAGUUAAAGCAUUGUACCAGUCGACUAAAUUCUCCCUCUAUGUUUGGCCAAAUGACCGGCGCUACACAUUUAAAACCAUGACUGAUGUGCCUGAUGAGCCGUUUCCUCCCAAAUUUCAUCAGCUCAAGUCAGGAACAUACGAAGUGGUUUGGUCUGAGCCAGAUGACAAUGGAGCUUCUAUUAAGCAUUACCUUUUGGAAUACAGUUUUCCAGAUACAAAUGAAUGGCAUCCUGCUUUCAAUGGGUCGAGCAUGCGUUGGCUGGUUGAUGAUGAGACACUGAAGCCUCGUCAUCGCUACAUCUUCCGUGUGGCGGCUGAGAACGAUAACGGGUGGAGUCCAUUCAGUGAUAACAGCUCUGUGUUUCUGGCACCAUCUGCUCUGAUGAAGAGUGCUGUGACAGAGGAAGUGGGGAUUGCCAUUGCUGUCUCCAUCAGUUUCAUCAUCAUUGUCAUUAUAAUUGUUAUCACUGGCAUCUGUAUAUGCACAAAGAGACGACAGCAUGAGAAGAAGAAAGCUCGAGAGUUCAUUGCGGUCUACCAAGUUCCGGACAUGGAGCUGGCCACUUUGAGAGAACUACCUCACACAGCUGUUCAGCAGAGCAACACACUGUAUGGCAUCAGCUAUGUUCCAACAGCUGAAGACAUAGCAUCCUUGCCACAUUUCCGAAGGGACCAGCUCAAUUUGACCAAGUUCCUGGGUAGUGGAGCAUUUGGCGAGGUCUUCAUGGGUGUGGCAAAGAACAUCCUCCAUUAUAAUUCUGGUGAAACCAAAGUGGCUGUGAAGACACUAAGAAAAUCAGCUACCGAGAGUGAAAAGGAGGAAUUCCUGAAAGAAGCCUUGUUGAUGAGUAACUUCCACCAUGAGCACAUUCUCGGUCUUCUGGGCGUCUGCCUCGACAAUGAUCCUCAGUUCCUUAUCCUGGAGCUCAUGGAAGGCAGUGACCUCCUGUCCUUCCUUCGCAACUGCAGGGCUACUAACUCCAGUGCCUGUAAAUUGUUGCUGCCAGACCUGGUACAGAUCUGUGUCCAUGUGGCCAGGGGAUGUCAGUACCUUGAAGAAAUGCACUUUGUUCACAGAGAUUUAGCUGCCAGAAAUUGCCUUGUGUCGAGUGUUCACCCAGUUGAGAUGGUUAUAAAGAUAGGCGACUUUGGUCUGGCGAGAGAUAUUUACAAGAAUGAUUACUACAGAAAGGAGGGUGAAGGCUUGCUUCCAGUGAGGUGGAUGUCUCCUGAGUCGCUGGUGGAUGGUGUAUUCACAACCCUCUCUGAUAUAUGGGCUUUUGGUGUUCUGAUGUGGGAAGUUGUAACAUUGGGACAACAACCAUAUCCUGCCAGAACCAACAUUGAAGUUCUACAUUUUGUGCGAGCUGGUGGAAAACUUGAGAGGCCAGAAAAGUGUCCAGAUGACAUAUAUGACUUAAUGCAGAAAUGUUGGAGUUACUCACCUGAAGAUCGACCUACAUUUUCAUUCUUGUUACAAAAACUGGAACGGUACAAGGAAAUAUGUGACAAUAUGACCCCUGAUGAGAUUGCCCAGUCUUCACCAUCUGCUCUUGAUGAGGGUGGCUCCGUUCGCCUGACGCCGACAAGCAAGAAAAGACGUCUGAUGACCUUAUUAGGUGGAGCUGAGGCCAGUGAAAAGCUAACUGUAGACCUACCAAAUCAAAUGAAGAGAACAAUUUCCCUCGAUUCAAAACACUCCUCUGCCUCGGAUGAUCCCAGAAUCUCUUACUCUCAGGUCCAGUUUAUACCAGAAAGAGAUUACGAUGAGAUGGGAUAUCUCAAACCAAGAAAAAAGGACAUUCCCAAGUACCUAGAGCUGAUCAGUGACCCAGUCAAUGGAGGCAUGCAUCCGGUGCUUGAACGUGUGAACUCGCCAACAGAAAGUGUUUCUUCCACCAACAGCCAACGGUCUUCCCAGUACGCAGCAAUGAACAAAAACAGCGGACCUUCUUCCCCGAGCAGUGUUAACUUCCCACUCAUUCAGUUCAGCGAUUCCAAUGGAAAUGCAGAUUACUAUAGGGCAGUAAAAAAUUAUCCCGACAAACCUCCUCCUUACCAGGUUGCUAAGGAGCUUGCUUUACGGACCAAGGGUGUUAGAUCGGUUAGGUCUUGUAAGAAUGAUGCUUCUCACACUGACAGAGAUUUGUACUCGAGACCUCUGAUCAGUGGACAGCAUUCGAAUUCUUCCAACGAGUCUGGGUACUAUUGUGUGGAGUGUUACAACAACCGCUCUCCCCCGUACCGAGGUGACAAGGCUGUGCCAAACUAUGAGAGAGUCGAUGAAGGCAGGAUGGAGUCGCCACUGCCGAAUUAUUCAGUCUGGUCAAAUAACAACAUCGGACGUGGUUGUUCAGGUGAAGUAAGCAAUGCCAACAGGUCAAAUAACAACAUUGGACAUGGUUGUUCAGGCGAAGUGACCAAUAGCAACAAAGAUUUGCUUGUGUUUCCACCAGAGUAUGUGAAUGUUGCGAAUCACGGUGGUGGUGGUGGUGGUGGAAGGACAUCGCGUAAUCAGGUUUACCCAGAAAAUGGUGCUGCGUUUGCUGGUUUUGAGAUUUCUCAGGCUAGUCUUGUUUAAAACCCACUUCAUUAUUGUUACAGAAUUUACAUUGCAAAUGGAACUUGCAUAUUUUUUUUUUUUUUACUGGGCCAAAAAAGGUUGUGUGUCAUCGAUUAACAUAAUAAUCAAAAUACUUUUUGGUGUGAAACCUUUUCCUAACUACCACAUACAUGUUUUUCUUUAAUUCAUAUUGUAGAAUUGAUAUGAAUUCUGUUGAAAUGUUUGUUAAUGUUUAGUUACAUUGUUACAGUAACACAUUGAAAGAACUCUAUUUUGUGUGGACAUUACUGAUGAUGUGUUCCACUGGGGUGUCUCAGUUAACUUGUAAGACUGCUGUUGCACAGUCUACCCUAGUUUUUGUUGAAAAAAAAUUCUCCACUAGAAUAAUAGUGAAAUGUUGUUACUUAAUUCUUGUUAUUGCAAUUUUAAACCAUUUCUAUGUUAAUGGUAACUUUGUUCAUUUGCAUGUUUUUUGUUAUAGUAUCUUAUGAACUAUUUUAGUUUACAAGUUUUAUUGUAGCAUUGUUUAACUAUGAAAUUUCAGUAAUUCAGCACUCUGUGAAAUAACAUUGAUAUUACAUCAGUCAGUAAGUGCCUGUUGAAUAAGACCUCAUGAAUGUUCUGUAAAUAUUAUUAUUUAGAGCAUAAAUCCAUGCAAUGAAAGUUGGCAUGUUAUCUAAUACAUGUACAUUGAAAUCAGUGUGGUGCAGAAUUAUCUUAACGACCUAACACUCAAAAAGUAUGAAGUUGAAAUAAAAUUCUUUAUUGGCACCUUGAUCAAAGUGAACCCUGGCACCAAUGUCAGAUGUUGUUACAAAAACUUCUCAGAGGUGAGACCAAACAUAUUUUCAUCACAUGGUCUUAAAUUUCACAAAAGUUACAGUGUGUUGUAUAAAUGAAUUAAGAAAAGAGGACUCAUUGUGUGGACUCAUCAAAACACACUGACAAAGUAUUCUUUGUGCCACAUUACAUUAAAAUGUUGUCAGGAUCAUGUUUUUCAUAACUUGUCUUUCAUAUUGGAUGGUACAGCAAUUUAUUUGCUUAUAUCCACAAGAAGGUUCAAGCAUGCUGUCCUGGACGUGAUUAAAAAGGCUGGGUCGCCUAUACAAUUGCAUUUUAUAUAUACUACUCAAAAGAAUGUAAGGGUCAAAAAUUUAUAACCAAAUAAGUUUCAGAGUGUAUUAGAUUGAUGAUGUAAACUACACCAAAAAUUUAAUUUAUUGUUCCAUAUUUA
This is a messenger RNA of Gigantopelta aegis, 8188 nucleotides long. RefSeq names its product proto-oncogene tyrosine-protein kinase ROS-like. The coding region runs from base 1 to 6972 and encodes 2323 amino acids. Lineage: Eukaryota; Metazoa; Mollusca; Gastropoda; Neomphalida; Peltospiridae. The transcript is spliced from 36 exons. Gene Ontology annotation, molecular function: transmembrane receptor protein tyrosine kinase activity; protein binding; ATP binding. Gene Ontology annotation, biological process: regulation of TOR signaling; positive regulation of kinase activity; multicellular organism development. Gene Ontology annotation, cellular component: membrane; signaling receptor complex. The record is from RefSeq and is a predicted model, not a curated record.